CGCGGGGUCGGGGCCCAGGAGCUUCUGAGCCGCCCGGGGCGCCAAGCCAGUGCCUGACAAGGGGGUGGCCUCUGGGUCCGCGCUCUCACCCCGCCCCAACUUCGUCCGUCAGGUCCGGGGGUGCCCGGGGCAUGGACUAGCCUUCCCGCCCCCUGCGGCCCCCGCCGAGAGUCAGCCGCGCCCCUCCGCGCCCUCGCAUCCCUGGCUGCCCAGUCUGGCCUUCCUGGGUCCGGCCCGGCGCCCACCCAUCUGGCGGCUUCAGGGGCUGGGCUCCGGCCCGGAGGUGGCUGCGCCGGCGGCCAAGCCCGGUCCGGGUAUAAAUAGCUCGGUCCGCUGCGGCGGCUGGGGGCGCGGGCUAUAUUUGGUGAGGCUGCUGCAGCCCUCCCCGUGGGGGCGGCCUCCCCGAGGGAGUGGGAGCACGUGCGCUCGGGCCGAGGCGCUUUCCCCGUUCGCGUCACCCUAAACACUCACGGACUCACGCCCGCCCUCGGGCAAUGACUAACAGCCUGCGCCGUGCUCGGACGUGGGGACCGCUUCUAGAGUCAGGCUGGGCUCCCUGGGUUCGCCCUACCUCCCACCCCUUGGCCCCAGUUCGUGGGAAAACCAGGCGCGGCCUUCGGUAACCUCCCAUUUACUAACCCUCGCCUCAGUUUCCGUAUCCUAAAAGUGGGUUGGUCAGGCGCCUCCUCGGGUGUUGGGCCAGUCAAGGGAAGGGGCCGCAGAGUGGAAGUGAAGCCUUGGCUCUGGCCAGGGCUACCGGGGGUGGCUGGAGUCAGUGAGGAACGACGGGGCGGCGUCGGGCCGCUGUCCUCCUCUCUGUCCUAGAGGCAUCGAGCUGCGUGGCCAGGAAGCCUGGGCUGAAAGUGUCCCUCUCCUGGCCAGAGUCAGGCCUGCUGACGGGGGGAAAUGCCAGUUGGCCCCACCCCAGGGCCCAGGGGCUUGUCUACGCUGAGCACAAGAGUGGGUGAUCUUGUGUCUUUUGGGGCCGGGGAGCCCAGGGUCCCAGCUUCACUGCACAGGCCUGGGAAGUCAGGUGGGUGUUGGCCUGAACGUGCUGGGAGGGACAGAAACGGCUCCGCCAGCGUGGUGUGGCGGCUGGGCUGCACUCCCUCAUGGCGGGCAGGAACUGGGAGAGGGGUGCUAGGAGGCCAUGGGGGGUUUCUGCCCCCAGAGGGUCUGAGUACAUAGGGACACUGUCUUGGCAGGUGCAGAGUCUUUCCCCAGGACCCCGUGGUGUGGACAGAGCUUGGGGUAGGAAUCUAGAGGCCUGGUCCCAAGGCAAGCUUGGUAACGACCCUAUGUGACCUUGGACAGGGCCUGCCAUCCAGGCCACCCAGAAAGCCAUGUGGUCCCAGUGAUCAGAGCGGAGUACUUUACUUUGGAGGGCUGGCUUAGUGGUGGGUCCUGGGGUGACCUGGCCACAUGGGGCGGAAAGGCCAGUGCCACUUCCAAGAGUGAAGAGCCAAAUGUGACCUACACGCUGGGCCCCAGCGGGGGGCCUUCUGGCCGGUGGCGCAGAGCCAUUGGAGGUGCCGGGGCGUGGUGCAGGGGCGGGGCGGGAGUAGACAGGGCUGGGGCGUCCUCACAGCGUCUCCAGCCCGAGUCAGCCCCAUCUGUGAAAUGGGCCGCUCCGGGCAGCCGCACGCACAGAACCGCCGGGCCCCUGCCCCGAGACUCGGGAUUCACGAAUCAAAGUGCCCGAGCCCCGAGCCACGCCCACUCGUCCCACCACUGCAGCAAGUGGAGCCGGCCCCGCCCUGUGGCUUCGAGGCCCGACGCCUGGCGCGACUCCCAGCUCUGCUGACUCGGGUGGACCCGCGCGCCCGCAAUUACGGUAGCGUCCGGUAGGGCGCCUACUGCGGGCAAUACGGCGGCUCCUCCUAUGGCGCGGUCACGUCCCCCACGUCCCGCGGCCGGCGGGGCGGGUCAGGUCCGGGCAGAGCAUCCUUCUGUCCCCCUUCUCCCUCCCCGUGUGGGCUCUGCCCAGCCUCCCCUACAAGCGCCGACCCCUGCUCGCAGAACCGGGAAGCCAAAGCCAUCAGGCAAUCGUCCAGCCCCGUCAGGGGCGCACCGAGGAGGGGCCUUUCCCAGCGAGGGUGGAGCUCUGGGCUCCCCCUCAGUCCCCCACCACCCGCCUUCCUGCCUCCUCCGGGUCACCCCUCCCCACGGGUCCCCACGACGCCUGCCGGGAGGCGAUGGCGGGGGAGCCUCCUGACCCGAGUUCCCCUCCAGGCUUGGCUUUCGGACACUGGCUUUAGGGUGGAGGGGCGCAUAGUCCAGGAAUGGGACGAAAUGGCUUCGUGGAGGGACGGCCUUGCGGGGUCCAGGAGGCCUCCGGGGUGGGGGAAGCGGCUCUGGACCAGUUCUGGCUCCCACCGCUUCCCGGCCCCAGGGUGGUGACCUCAGCUUGCAGAGAAGGGGGUUCCAAGCUCUGAGACCCCGCAGUGGCGGCACAGGCAGCCUCCUUUUUCCACGUGGGACUUGCGCCCAGCAACCCUUGGGGCACCAGUUGGGGGGCUCCUGGCCCUGGCCCUGGGAGGAAGUGGCCAAUUUGCAAAUAAGGCCUAUGUGUCUGCCCCACCGGUCCCUGCCGUCAUGAUGUAAGUGGACACAGUGGCAAGGCACAGGCAUGCGCAGGAGUCUGAGAUGGGGCACAGGACCCAGGCCUGUGCAGCCCCUUGUCCAGCGUCCACUCCCUGACAGCUCGGCCCCCCACACCUUUGCGGGUGGCUGGGCCUGGGCUGCAGGGAGGGGCUGGUGCUCCUUCCUUAUUUGCACAAGGGGAAGAAGAACUCAGGGAGGCCCCUCCCUGGUACAGUGCCCUCCCGCCCUCCCGGCACCCCUUGCCAAUCCUGAGCUAGCCGAAGGGUGGGGGAGGGGGCUGCUUCUUUGGUCCUCAGCAGCUCCCAGGGAUCCAGGAAGGAAAGAAAUUGCCCUUUUCCUGCCCCGCCUCCUGCCUGGGCCACAAAGGCAGGGCCAAGGCCCAUCCUUCAAAGGCUGGAGUCAGUUAGGUAAGAGGCCACUGCCCUGGGGCUCAGGCCACUGUACAGACCCUGACAACAGGCUGACAGUCCAGCAGAGGCCUCAGUGAGGUGGUGGUGCUGCUUGAAGACCUGAGGACCUAAGAGGGUGAGGCGGAACCAGCCCUCCUCGCCAUGGGAGGGGCUGUGGUGGACGAGGGCCCCACUGGCGUCAAGGCCCCCGACGGUGGCUGGGGCUGGGCCGUGCUCUUUGGCUGCUUCGUCAUCACUGGCUUCUCCUACGCCUUCCCCAAGGCCGUCAGUGUCUUCUUCAAGGAGCUGAUGCGGGAGUUUGGGAUCGGCUACAGCGACACAGCCUGGAUCUCCUCCAUCCUGCUGGCCAUGCUCUAUGGGACAGGCCCACUCUGCAGCGUGUGUGUGAACCGCUUUGGCUGCCGGCCCGUCAUGCUUGUGGGGGGCCUCUUCGCGUCCCUGGGCAUGGUGGCUGCCACCUUCUGCAGGAGCAUCAUCCAGGUCUACCUCACCACUGGGGUCAUCACUGGGUUGGGUUUGGCACUCAACUUCCAGCCCUCACUCAUCAUGCUGAACCGCUACUUCAGCAAGCGGCGCCCCAUGGCUAACGGGCUGGCGGCGGCAGGCAGCCCCGUCUUCCUGUGUGCCCUGAGCCCGCUGGGGCAGCUGCUGCAGGACCAUUAUGGCUGGCGGGGCGGCUUCCUCAUCCUGGGCGGCCUGCUGCUCAACUGCUGUGUGUGUGCCGCACUCAUGAGGCCCCUGGUGGCUGUGGCCCAGCCAGAUGGGAACUCGGGGCUGCAGCGACCCUCCCGGCGCCUGCUAGACCUGAGCGUCUUCCGGGAUCGCGGCUUCGUGCUGUACGCGGUGGCUGCCUCGGUCAUGGUGCUGGGGCUCUUCGUGCCACCCGUGUUCGUGGUGAGCUACGCCAAGGACCUGGGUGUACCCGACACCAAGGCGGCCUUCCUACUCACCAUCCUGGGCUUCAUCGACAUCUUCGCGCGGCCGGCCGCGGGCUUUGUGGCGGGGCUUGGGAAGGUGCGGCCCUACUCCGUCUACCUCUUCAGUUUCUCCAUGUUCUUCAACGGUCUCGCGGACCUGGCGGGCUCCACAGCGGGUGACUACGGUGGCCUGGUGGUUUUCUGCAUCUUCUUUGGCAUUUCUUACGGCAUGGUGGGGGCCCUGCAGUUCGAGGUGCUCAUGGCCAUCGUGGGCACCCACAAGUUUUCCAGCGCCAUCGGCCUGGUGCUGCUGAUGGAGGCGGUGGCCGUUCUCAUCGGUCCCCCGUCUGGAGGUAAGCUCCUGGACGCGACCCACGUCUACAAGUAUGUGUUCCUCCUGGCGGGGGCCGAGGUGGUCACCUCCUCCCUGAUUUUGCUGCUGGGCAACUUCUUCUGCAUCAGGAAGAGGCCCAAGGAGCCACAGCCUGAGGCAGUGGCCACAGAGGAGGAGAAGCUCCACAAGCCCCCCACAGAUGCAGCAAUGGACUCUAGGGAAGUGGAACAUUUCCUGAAGGCUGAGCCUGAGAAAAACGGGGAGGUGGUUCACACCCCAGAAACCAGUGUCUGAGUGGCUGGGAGGGGCCGGCAAGCACAGUGAGGAGGUACAGAGGCUGGCAAUGCUUGCUAUUUAUUUUACAAACAGGACUGGCUCAGGCAGGGCCACGCUGGGCUCUGGCUGCCAGCUUAGCAGAUCGUCGCCUGAUCAGUGUUUUCCGGGGGGAGGUGGCAGGGCUGGAACCGUGUCAUUCCAGAGUGGAUCUGCAGUGAAGCCAAGCCUCCACAACAGGGGCCCCGCCUGCUGGUCCCAAACGGCCUGCGGCCACAGUUGUGCUCAAGGACCUAGAAAUCCAUGCCAAAAGAUGACAUGACUUUAAUCCAAGGGUGGGCUGUGGACAGGCUGGUGGGGCAGGUGCUGUGUGGGGACCUCUCCAGCCCAUUCUACCCUGGGUUCUCACGUGCGGCCUGUACCCACCCUUCAGUGUCUUGGGGAUAGCUUCUGCCACUCCUGGAAGGUGGAAAUAAACCUGCGUGUGAGUAGAGCGUCAGGGCAAA
This is a messenger RNA of Callithrix jacchus (white-tufted-ear marmoset), 5044 nucleotides long. It is a transcript of the gene SLC16A3, whose product is annotated as solute carrier family 16 member 3. Gene Ontology annotation, cellular component: basolateral plasma membrane. Gene Ontology annotation, molecular function: lactate:proton symporter activity. Gene Ontology annotation, biological process: monocarboxylic acid transport; transmembrane transport. Lineage: Eukaryota; Metazoa; Chordata; Mammalia; Primates; Cebidae. The record is from RefSeq and is a predicted model, not a curated record.